UAAAAUGGGAGUAAGACAAUCAGCUCCAAUUAAAUAAGACUUUAUUUAACUAAAUUGUAAUUACUGAUUGUUUAAUAAACUAGAGAAGAAGAUUUCAUUAUCUGGUUUCACAUUUAAAGGACUUUUAGAACAUCAUAGUAGAGGUUACAUUUACAAUUGGAUUGUUGAAUAGGAUGGUAAUCCUGAUUUACUUGUAAUGAAAAUGAUACCAAAGUUGCAAUUAUAUAAUGAAAAGAAGAUUAAAGCAUAUAUAAGAGAAUUAUUCUUGAUGGUUUCAUUAUAGUUUCCAUUUUUAAUACAGCCUUUUUAUGCAUUUUAAGAUACUUAUAAUUUAUAUUUGGUAUUGGAAUUUGUGUCUGGAGGUGAUUUGAGAACUUAAUUAAAGUUAUAAUCCAUGAAUGAAGGAGAAGCAAGUAUAAAAUAAAUAUUAAGAAAGAAUAGAAAUAUUGAUAGCACAAUUAUUAAUAGCAUUAAACUUUUUACAUUAAAAAAGAGUGAUUCAUACAAAUUUGAAUCCAUGCAACAUUUUAUUAGAUAAUAGUGGAUAUAUAAAAGUAUAUGGUUUGCAUUCUUCGAGUUGUGGAGGGCAAUUUAGAAUUGAAGAGGAUAUAUCUGAAUACAUGGCUCCAGAAGUACUAUUAAGAGAAGAAUUUGGAUUUGAAGCUGAUUAUUAUUCAAUAGGAGUGUUAUUGUAUGAAAUAAUGGCAUAAAGAGUAAAGAAUUUAAUUGAGAUAAUAAUUAGAAAAUGUAUGAAUACAAUUCAAUUGAUGACAUGAUUGACAAUAUUAUCAAUAAAUAAGUAUCUGUAAAAAAGUCAGAACUUUCUGAAGGUUGGUCUUUAGAUGCAGCAGAUUUCAUUAACAAAUUAAUCUAGAAAGAUCCAAAAAAUCGUUUAGGUUAUUAUGGAUUUUAAGAUAUAAAGAAACAUAUCUGGAUGGAAGGUGUUUAAUGGUAAAAAAUAGAAGAGAAAAUUAUUAUAAAUACUUUUAUACCAAAAUAAGUGCCAUACUCUACAACUAUUCAUAAACAACCACCUCUAACUCAUGCUAUAGUAUAAACUUAAGAGUUUUAGAAUUUGUUUAGUUUAUUUUAAUAUAGAUGGGAUGAAGAAGUUAAAGAAAUAGAUUAUUCUAGAUUUAUAUGA
Molecule: messenger RNA, 1144 nt
Organism: Paramecium sonneborni
Lineage: Eukaryota; Ciliophora; Oligohymenophorea; Peniculida; Parameciidae
Source: the annotation of a GenBank genome assembly